AUGCAAGAAGUGGUUGCAAAGCUCGCCGAGAGAGGACACGAAGUGGUGGUGCUUCUACCAGAAGUAACAUGGGAGAUAAGAACAAGACAGGCACUAUACACAGUGAAAACAUACCCAGUGACCGGCACAUUAGAAGAGCUGGAUAACUCAUUUGAAGAGUUCGUUGCUGCUAACAUGAAGAACCUGCCUUUCCCUCUGAACGUUCAAGCAAUAUACAGCAGCUCCGUGAACGUUUUCAGUAAGUUCUUUGGUCAGUGCAAGGACCUGUUCGAUCACAAGGAGACCCUGCAAUUCGACUUUGUGUUUGAGUAUGCCAGACCAGUGAUGCCCAAUAUGGUCUUUGUAGGAGGUAUAAACUGUGCUCUGAAGAAACCACUGCCUAAGAAAACUGGGUUUCUAAUCAACGAACUCUUGCUAGAUAACCAAGCCGACUCAGGGAGUCACUGGCAAACUCUCAAACACUCGGAAACGCCUCUAAGCUGCCAGAUCAGCCUCUCGGUGUCUCUUCUUGGUUUCAUUGCAGACUGUGGGGAUUCCUACUAG
Messenger RNA from Tauraco erythrolophus (red-crested turaco), 543 nucleotides. NCBI's taxonomy places the organism in Eukaryota, Metazoa, Chordata, Aves, Musophagiformes, Musophagidae. The record is from RefSeq and is a predicted model, not a curated record.